Messenger RNA from Lucilia cuprina (Australian sheep blowfly), 1593 nucleotides. It is a transcript of the gene Pdfr, whose product is annotated as PDF receptor. Gene Ontology annotation, biological process: cell surface receptor signaling pathway; adenylate cyclase-modulating G protein-coupled receptor signaling pathway. The record is from RefSeq and is a predicted model, not a curated record. Gene Ontology annotation, molecular function: G protein-coupled peptide receptor activity. The transcript has 5 exons. Gene Ontology annotation, cellular component: plasma membrane. The coding region runs from base 1 to 1116 and encodes 371 amino acids. Lineage: Eukaryota; Metazoa; Arthropoda; Insecta; Diptera; Calliphoridae.
AUGGAUUCAGCAUGGGAUUUUACCAGAAAGCCUUAUUGGUGUGAGGCCUCUUAUGUCCUGCUUGAAUAUGCCAAAACUGCCAUGUUUAUGUGGAUGUUUAUUGAGGGUUGGUAUCUGCAUAAUAUGGUUACGGUAACCGUUUUUCAAGGACGUUUUCCCUAUAAACUCUUCUUUCUGGUGGGUUGGGGUAUGCCUGUACUAAUGACAGCUAUAUGGGCAACUUGUACGGCAAUAUAUUAUGCAGCCAGUACCCAUGACUGUUGGUGGAAUUAUAAUUUAACGCCAUACUAUUGGAUAUUGGAAGGACCACGUAUAAUUGUGAUAACGAUAAACUUUGGUUUCCUAUUGAAUAUAAUACGUGUAUUGGUCAUGAAAUUGCGUGAAAGUCAGGCUAGUGAUAUUGAACAGACGAGAAAAGCGGUAAGAGCAGCCAUUGUUCUGUUGCCUUUGUUGGGCACCAUCAAUGUUUUGUAUUUAAUACCGGCUUUAGAGACACCCUGGAAAUUUGCCUUGUGGUCGUAUGUGACACAUUUCCUAACUACAUUUCAGGGUUUUUUUAUAGCUUUACUAUAUUGUUUCCUAAAUGAGGAGGUAAGGGCCGUUUUACUUAAAAGUUUGGCUGUGUUCAUGUCAUUGCGUGGCCAUCCUGAGUGGGUUCCUAAAAGAGCUUCUAUGUAUUCAGCUGCCUAUAAUACGGCUCCCGAUACUGAAAAUCAUCCACCGGAUAGCAAAAGAAACGAAUCACCCAACUCAAAACGUCUUAAUGGUCGUAAGGCCAGUUGUUCAACUGUGAUCCAUCAGACGGCAAAUAAGAGUAAUCCUAAAAUACAAAUAAGUCCACGACUCUCGCACAGCAAUUCUAGCGAUCCAGCUGGUUUUAAUCAUCUUGAUAAUCGUUUAGGCAGCCUGCAAAGUAACAACAAUAAUGCCGUUGGUAGUCUGACAAAUCUGAAUACCAUAGGCCGGCCACAGCAUUCUAAUCAUCAUCAUCAUCGUUAUGAACGCCGUCACAAUUGGAUGUUAUCAAUGUGUUUUCGUGGCCAAAAGGUACUAAGUGUACCGCCAGCGUCAUCUGAACCUCCUGAGUCAGUUGUAUUUGAGUUGUCAGAGCAGUAGUUAAUUAGUUUGCGCUUUAAUUUUGUUAGUUUUAUUCUAUAUAUAUUAUUUAUUCUCUCAAACUCUCUCUUUUUGCUCUAAAAUCUAUUAACUGCUUUAAAUACUCUUUAAAUAUUUUUUAUACAUAUUUUCCAGAAACACUUCUCUUAACUUUAACAUAAUUAUUUAAAUACUAUAUAGAGUUUAGUCAUCACUUGGUUAUAUUUCAUAAUUUUAACAGGGGUCUGAAACAAUACACAUCUAAGAAAUUAUCAUUUUGAGACUCUAUAUUGCAAACUACUAGACAUCAUACAUAUCUUAAAGCAUAGACUAGAAUGCGAUCGCUACUAAAGAUUAGAAUACGGACUUGACUGUAGAAUAAACACUACAUUUUGCACUAGAAGAUAUCAAUGACUAGACUAUAGAUUAUACAAUUAACUAGAUUGUAGACUAAACUAUAGAUUGGACUAUGACCAGACACUAUACUAGCCUAUGUAC